GCGGAGAUCGUGGAGAUCCCUGACAAGGGUGCCCACUGUGCAUGCGUGAGAAGAACUGUGCUUUGUCUGCAGUGUUUGGUCAUCUCCUGUACUAUGUCCGUAGCCUCUGGUCAUUCCCUGUACUAUAUCCAUAGCCUCUGGUCAUCCCCUGUACUAUGUUUGCAGUCUCUGGUCAUCCCCUGUACUAUGUCUGCAGUCUCUGGUCAUUUCCUGUACUAUGUCCGCAGUCUCUGGUCAUUUCCUGUACUGUGUCUGCAGUCUCUGGUAAUCUCCUGUACUGUGUCCGCAGUCUCUGGUCAUCUCCUGUACUGUGUCCGCAGUCUCUGGUCAUAUCCUGUUCUGUGUCCGCAGUCUCUGGUCAUCUCCUGUACUAUGUCCAAAGUCUCUGGUCAUCUCCUGUACUGUGUCCACAGUCUCUGGUCAUCUCCUGUACUAUGUCCGCAGUCUCUGGUCAUCUCCUGUACUGUGUCCGCAGUCUCUGGUCAUCUCCUGUACUAUGUCUGCAGUCUCUGUUCAUCUCCUGUACUGUGUCCGCAGUCUCUGGUCAUCUCCUGUACUAUGUCCGCAGUCUCUGUUCAUCUCCUGUACUGUGUCCGAAGUCUCUGGUCAUCUCCUGUACUAUGUCCACAGUUUCUGGUCAUCUAC
Molecule: messenger RNA, 645 nt
Organism: Staurois parvus
Lineage: Eukaryota; Metazoa; Chordata; Amphibia; Anura; Ranidae
Source: the annotation of a GenBank genome assembly